UUUGAUUAUUUAAUUUUCAAUAAAUUUUUAUUUAUUGUUACUUUUGUGAGUUUCAAGUGAUUUCAGUGAGAAUUGUGGGUUUUUCCUUCUUUAACUGAGGGGUACCAACAAUUUUGUCCACGUGUGUAGUUCUAUCUAGCUUUAUUAUUUACCAUAUGGUUUCAUUGAUCGAUGGUAUUGUUUUAGCAAACGCGAGCCGCUGGCAUUAGCUUGCAAGCAUGUGCUCUUCUCCCUCGAAGUAGCUCCAUUCAAGUUGAAUAUAUAUAAAUUGUUUGUGUGUACAUUAAUUUUACAUAUUUAUCAGCGUGCCUUGUGUUUGCGUGCGCUCCUCAGUUGACAGUGUGGUGUUCCGUGAGAAGAGCUGAAUUGUGGAGAAGGGCUGAAAGCUCCAGCCCGCUAGGCGAGUUUGCUCACACGGAGCUAGCUAACCCUAACCUUAACUGCAAAGAGGCUCGCUAUAGGGGACAACAGAAUUAGCUGUUGGAAGGAGCAGUUAACUUUGCCAGCGCAGUGGCUUCAACACAAACUGCAUAGAUAAAUCACUGCACAAACUAGCUCAAUUUAAAGUGGUUGAGAAUGUUGUAGAUAUCAUUUUCUAGUACUGGUAUGGGGAGCUGUACCUCAGCCUUUGAAUAUUUGAUACUUCUAUGUUGUACUGAAGUUAUUAAUCAGUUCUUACUGUUGUGAUACAGUAAAAAUGUAUUAAAAAUAUGCAUUUUGUGGAAUAUUUCACAAUAUAACUAAUUUGAUAUGUUACUAGUUAUAUUAGGAAAUGCAACUAAUUUGUUAUACAUUUUAAUAAUUAUUUAGCAAUGAGCAAAAAGUGUAGACAUUGUAUUAUUCAUUUUGCACACUACAGAGAAACAAGUGGACAUGGGUUUUAUUCAGGAAAAAUACUUCCCUCACAGAUCAUUCACAUAGAAAUGUGUAGUUUUCUGAACUUAUGCUGUGCCUUUGGUAACCUCUUUUUUGGUUGUGAUUGUAGCAUGACAAGAAAAUUUGCUGUGGUGGAGUGGUGUAAUGGAGAGGAUGCCGGGAAAUACAGUGAGGUGAAGACUGAGGCUAUACGUGCUUAUGAUGACUCCAACUUUGAUGAGAAUGGCUUCCCUCAAUCUGACUACUUUUCCAUCGUGGAAUGGCAGAAAGGAAAAAAACCCAAACAUGGCUGGCCAGUCUACAGGGCAUCUGUCAAGUUUGUCAGCAGUAACCGGUUUCAGACAAGUGCAAAAAUUAGAGAAUACUUGUCAGUCAACAAAGAUGAGCCUCUACCUCCGAAGAGGCCUUCUGUGCCACCAUCUAGAUAUUCAGAAUCAGACUCUGAAACGGAUAUAGAGGAUCUACCACGGACACAAAGUAAAAGGCCAGCAACUACAAGAUCACAGAAUGUAGCCAAAAAAGUUGUGGAUAAAUAUCAAGUCAGCCUAACACAAUCUCAGACACUUGAUCAAUUGGAGGAAGAAAAUACAAGAUUAAGAAUUGAAAAUGAAAAACUGAAAAGCAUGUUAAUGAGAGAGAUACCAGGUAUGAUUGCUGAGGUGAAGACAGCCCUCAAGUCUUCAGGGUCGACGUCCUCUAGCUUUGACUUGGAACAAGGCCAGCUUUCAUCUUCAAGGAUUCCAAAGCCAUCUCCACCUGUUGCCCAGGCCUGUCCCAGACUUCCACAGACCAGGUUGAGAUUGUUCCUGGCUCCAAGGUGUUCAUAGACAGGCUGGCUUGGGCUGUGGCUCAGAAUGCUAAUUCGGCGUCAUGCUUUAUCCGGACAGUCCUCACGUCCAUCUUUCCAAUGGAUGUGCUGCUAGUAAGCAGCCUACGUGGAACGUCCAGGGACUCUUCUGGUCAACAAAAGCAGCCUCUGGACAAAAAAGAAACUGGACGCCAUCUAUAGGGCGACACUAGACAAAUGGCCCCACACCAUCCCGUCACACAUUGGGGCCGUCAUCAACUCAAAACUCACCAAAAUUAGGGGAAAAAACAAACUUAAAAAUCCGGAUCCGGAAACACUGAUGUUGUUUGAUGACAACACUCAGGAGUAAAUGUUGAAGAAGAGUUGCACUCUUUUGCAUCUGUUGUCCUGAGGCAUGCUCUUUGCUGGGUCUACAUGCUGACAGCUGCAGCUUUUUCUUCUGUUUCCUGAUUCUCGUUUGUUGGUAUGUCGAAUGAGGUGGACUUGUAAACUUUGUACUUUUUUCUGUGGAAAUUGCAAGAGAAUCAUUGAACAUUACCAAAGCAGCCACAGACAUUACGGAAGAAAUUGUUCACUACCCUGCAUAUACAAAGACUGUGCACAAUAUUUCAGAUGUAAAAAAUCCUUGGAGGUCCACUUGAGAGAUCAUGGGGUCAUAGAAGGAAGUAAUGAACUUGUUGGCUUUAAACUUAAAUGUUUACUGUGUGACUUUAAAGAGCUAGUCAGCAUAAAACAAUAUAUUGCUCAUCUUGGGAAACAUCUGAAGAGUAGGGAAACUGUUACUUGUCUUUUUAAUCACUGCCUUUUCAAAUCAAACAUUUUCUCCAGUUUUACAUCGUAUAAAUGUUGCUGUCAUCCCAGUUCUACUUUGAAGGACUUUAAGACAGAGAUCACGAUCCAAGAAAGUCAAAUUGAAUUGGCAGAAUGUGAAGCUGCUGAAACACAAUCAGAUGUUACAGACAAUGAUUUUCAUGUUCCACUUGAGGAUAAUGAACCAGUGUACCAUACCACAACUGAAAAAAUUCAGGAAAAGCUUGCAUCAUUACUGCUGCGAAUGCAAGCAGUCUUGCAUGUUUCCAGAUUAGCCAUUCAGGAAAUAGUCAAUGAAUUUUAUGACAUUGGCAUUUUCAUUGAUGAACUAAACAAGUCUACAUUUAAAAAGGUACUAAGGCAGCACAUUUGUAACAUUCAUGAAAGUACUGUAACUUUGGUAACAGAUGCCUUACACAGUCUGAGCCCACUUAGCUCCAUUUCCCAGAGUGGGUGUUUGGGAUCAGACCAAAAACGUUUGAAAUAUUUCAAAGAAAAAUUUGGUGUCAUAGACCCAGUUGAAUAUGUAUUAGAUCUGCCAUCAAAAAAAAAACCCUUUGUUUAUGUCCCAGUUCUACAAACACUGCAGAGAUUGUUAAAUAGAGGUGAUAUUAUUGACAAAGUUUUAGAAGAAAUCCAUAAAGAAUCACAACCUGGCUGUUACAACAGUUCAUUUGAUGGCUCUUAUUUCAAGGAGAACCCACUUCUGUCCGGGGAAGAUCGGAGCAUUUCCUUAGCUCUGCAUAUUGAUGAUUUUGAACUUGGUAUGUGGAGCACCUCAGAUGCUACGAAGUCUGCAAAAGAGACCCUGCUGAACUGA
Molecule: messenger RNA, 3314 nt
Organism: Acanthochromis polyacanthus (spiny chromis)
Lineage: Eukaryota; Metazoa; Chordata; Actinopteri; Pomacentridae
Exons: 9
Coding region: 2157-3314 (385 amino acids)
Source: RefSeq, a predicted model, not a curated record